Messenger RNA from Antrostomus carolinensis (chuck-will's-widow), 1463 nucleotides. Its product is annotated as dual specificity protein kinase TTK. Gene Ontology annotation, molecular function: protein serine/threonine/tyrosine kinase activity; protein binding; protein serine/threonine kinase activity. Lineage: Eukaryota; Metazoa; Chordata; Aves; Caprimulgiformes; Caprimulgidae. The transcript has 11 exons. Gene Ontology annotation, cellular component: kinetochore; nucleus. Gene Ontology annotation, biological process: mitotic spindle assembly checkpoint signaling; meiotic spindle assembly checkpoint signaling; chromosome segregation. The record is from RefSeq and is a predicted model, not a curated record. The annotation marks the transcript as partial.
AUGGAGGAGGAGGACCUAAGUGAAAGAGGAUUGUCGCAAAUUGCUUCAAUCAUGAAUAGAGUGAGAGACUUGAAAAACAAAUACAGAAAUGAAGACAAUAUCACAGAUGAAUUUAACUGUACUAAAAUCUCAGCUGAUACAACAGAUAACUCUGGAACUGUUAAUCAAAUAAUGAUGACAGCAAAUAAUCCAGAAGAUUGGCUGGUUUUUUUGCUUAGGCUGGAGAAAAAGGGUAUUCCUCAGAUGGAUGUUAGUCUACUGAACAGACUCAUUGGUCGUUACAGUCAGGCGGUGACUGCAUUGCCUGCAGAAAAGCACAGUCAGGAUGAGAGCUACGCUCGCAUCCUUGUGAGAUUUGCCGAGUUGAAGGCCCUUCAAGAUCCGGAGGAGGCACGGGACCAAUUUCAUCUGGCCAAGCUGAACUGCAAGAAAUUUGCUUUUGUGCAUGUGGCUUUUGCACAGUUUGAGCUAUCACAAGGAAAUCUGAAGAAGUGUAAGCAGCUCCUUCAGAAAGCUAUGGAGUGUUCUGCUGUUCCACUAGAAAUGUUGGAAACUGCUCUACAAAAUUUUCAUUCACAAAAAAAGCAAUUGCUUUCAGAUGAGGAGAAGGAGAACUUUGCAGUAUCAAGUACACAAGAAUCUGGACUUCAGAGCAUGGUUGGAAGCCACAGAAGCAUAAAAAGAAAUGAUUGUGGUGAAAAUUCUUCUACUGUUACCAGACUUUUGCUUGGGGAGGAGAAGUCACAGGAACUUAAUACUCUUGUUAAUUACCCCAAUCCAUUAAGACCACUAAACAAAUCUAACCAGGCCUGCCCCUUUGGGAGGAUUCCUGUUAAACUAGUAACUGACGUUGAUGAUGAUGAUGAUGUGAAGAAAACAGAUGUCCCGCUUACAGCUAGUGUUAUGAAGAGGCGAAUAUCAAGCUCCAAAUGUACAGCCUUCGUUGCACCUUUUCCACUAUCAGAAACAAAAUCAUGUGGGGGUGAUUCAUAUGACCUGGGAGACUUACAGAUGCCUUUUGUUUUCUUUAGUCUUUUUACAAAAAACUUCUUACAGUUGCAGAUGUUGGAUGAGAACAGCUUAGAAACAGCUAUCAAUUCAAUUGUAACUCCCAAAACCAAAAUGGAUACGAGUCUUGCAAUUAAAGGAGAAGAAAAAAUCCAGCAUCAGAAGCUGAAGAUACCAGAGCCAAGAAGUCUGGAAAGUCAACAAUCUAGUUCUGGUGAAAGCUAUAGAAAGCAGCUGGAUCAGAUUAAACUAAACUGUGUUAAUGCCAGAAAAAAAUGGCCAAGUCAAGAAGUGACACAGAAAAGCUGCUAUAGAGAGGUAAAACAAUUGAGCCUUGAACAAUCUGGUCAUCCCGUUUCAAGAGGUUUAUCACCACCGGAUGCUGUUUCUAGGAAAAGUGAUCCAUCACAAGUUUGUGGAACACCAAGCACCACCUAUAAUGACUACAUGGACUG